Molecule: messenger RNA, 653 nt
Organism: Cylicostephanus goldi
Lineage: Eukaryota; Metazoa; Nematoda; Chromadorea; Rhabditida; Strongylidae
Source: the annotation of a GenBank genome assembly
UUGCUCCUACUAGAGAAUUGGCCAUACAAAUACACAAGGUACCAUUCAUCUAGAUUUCCGAUUUCAGUUUUUCUCAUCCUUAUUUUACAGGAAGCUGCAAAAUUCAGUUAUCGUACCAACAUCAUUACCGCAAUACUAUAUGGCGGUCGUGAAAACUAUCGCGAGCAAAUCAAUCGCCUGCGUGGAGGAUGUCACAUCCUCAUUGCAACGCCUGGUCGCCUCAUUGAUAUUCUAGACCAGGGCUACAUUGGCUUAGCUGGAUGCCGUUAUUUAGUGCUAGAUGAAGCAGAUCGUAUGCUAGAUAUGGGUUUUGAACCUCAGAUACGAAAAAUUGUUAGUCAAGGCAUGCCGCCUAAGUCAGAGCGCACAACCGCCAUGUUUAGUGCUACUUUCCCUAAGCAAAUUCAGACACUCGCGCAGGACUUUUUAAAGCCAAACUACGUAUUCCUAGCUGUAGGACGUGUAGGAUCUACCUCAGAAAAUAUCGACCAACAAGUUCUAUUAGUGGAGGAGUUCGACAAACGCAAGAUGCUAUUGAAUAUUCUAUCUAGAGAGGGUAUAGAAAAUGAGUCACUGGUGCUUGUAUUCGUUGAAACUAAGCGUGGAGCCAAUGAGCUAGCUUAUGCUCUUCAACGGCAGCAGAUCAAGUGAGU